Molecule: messenger RNA, 1530 nt
Organism: Adineta steineri
Lineage: Eukaryota; Metazoa; Rotifera; Eurotatoria; Adinetida; Adinetidae
Source: the annotation of a GenBank genome assembly
AUGAAUCGAAAUCGACGUGUCGCAUCAGUUGUACUCUUAUCUGAUGAUCAUGAUCAUGAUAUUAAACCAAAAAAGGAAAAUCUAUUUGAUACAAAAUUACCGGUGGAAUACGUGGAAAUUGAUUUAACAUCACCAGUUAAAUCUUCAUUGGAUACAAUACAACGAAAUUAUUUACCAUAUACAAUUGCUGGAUUGAAUCAAGAACGACUCUCAAUUCUACCAACAUAUCCAACAAACACUACUAAUGCUACUGAUCAAUCAUUACUUUUAUUAGCAAAUUUACCAAUUAAUCAAUUAUCAGAACAAGAACAAAUGAAUCGUCAAUCAGGUAAAUAUAAAUGUGGAUUUUCUAUUCUAGAUAUUGAUGCAUUUGCAACAUCAAUGGUUACUCAAUAUUAUCAAAUGCAUUUUGGAUCAAUUAUUGAACGGUUUCAUGUUGAUUUGUCAAUACUGGAUCAUAAUUAUUGUAAAUUAAAAAAAUUUAUACAACUACAUCGAUUGGCAUAUAAUCGUACAUUACCUUUGUCUCGAUCUUCGACAAACUAUUUAAAUUUAAAUGAAAAUGAAUAUCCACAAUUAUUAGAAUUCUAUCUACAGAUAGAUGUCGACUUGUUUUAUAUGAAAACAUGUACAUAUCGUCAAGCUGAACCGCGAUUAAAGGAUGAAGGUAUAUAUUGUACUAUUAAUCCUCAAUGUCGUUAUUGGAUGACACCAUGUAGAUGUUGUGCACUAUGUUAUGAACAUAAUCAACCGACAAAUAAUAAACAAUACUCGGUACAAUUCAAUUUAUAUCAAAAACAUCGAUUUGUUAACGGAUAUGAAUCCAUUUUGAAUUGUCCAUCGACAUGCAAAACAAAAAAUAUUAUCUAUGCAUUAACAUGUGUAUGUGGUAAUUAUGAUUAUAUUGGUGGAACAAGUGGCAUUCUAUUAGGACGUUUAUCAGAUCAUCAAUGUUUUACACAUCGACUGAUUUUAGAAAAAUUAAUUGGUGAAAAGAAUCACAUACGUUUUUGGGGUAAACCAUCAUCAACAACAACAACAGCUAGCAAUAGUUAUGAUGAUAAGAUUCAAAAAUAUUUCAAUUAUUUACCAAAACCACCAUCAGGUUAUAAAUUCUCAAAACGUCAGAUACAAAAACAAUAUGAAUUUUUUAUAAAAGAAAAAUAUCCAACACAACCAAGUUUAUAUUAUACAACUAACAAUGCUACACUAAUUACAGUAUUACCAAUGGAUACAUCCGAUUUAUUUCGACAUCUGGUUCAAUCCUUAUUAAUUACACAUGCUGAAACAAAAUUGAAUACAAUGGGUCAUAUUUUUACAUAUUUAAUCAAUGGUCCAAUUAGUCAAGGUUUAUGGUAUGCUAAUUUACAUCGUCCUCAUCAUCAAUUAUCAUCUAUAUUCAAAUAUAAACACCAUAUCUAUCGUAAUAGUUCAUUUCUAGAUAUAAAUUACAAAGAUACUGAUGAUGGUGAUCAAAUUCUUCGUUCAACUAUUAUUAAUAAUCAUAUUCAAUAUUUGUUCAACAAAUGA